Fraxinus pennsylvanica is the source of this 1584-nucleotide messenger RNA. The record is from the annotation of a GenBank genome assembly. Lineage: Eukaryota; Viridiplantae; Streptophyta; Magnoliopsida; Lamiales; Oleaceae.
AUGACGACUUCUUUUACAGACCUGCUUUCUUCCGAUAACUACCCCGGCAGCGGUGGAACUACUGGUAGCGCCUCCGUGAGAAGAGGUCUUGGUGAUCGGAUAGCUGAGAGGACUGGUUCUGGGGUACCCAAGUUCAAGUCUCUUCCACCACCUUCAUUUCCCUUAUCGCCACCUCCAGUUUCGCCCUCUUCCUACUUUGCUAUUCCACCUGGUUUAAGCCCUGCUGAGCUUUUGGACUCCCCUGUUCUCUUAUCUGCUUCAAACAUUUUACCAUCUCCCACAACAGGGACUUUUCCAUUUCAGGCUUUUAAUUGGAAAAGCAAUUCUAAUAGUACUCAGCAGCAGCAAGAUGUCAAGCUGGAAGACGAUUUUUCUUUCCAAACCCAAACAAACCCAAUUCCUACUGGACAUCAAGCAUGGGGCUAUCAAGAACCUGCUAAGCAAGAUGGAACUACUUUAAAAUCUGAGAUGAAUCCUACGCAGAGGUUUUCCCCUGAGAUUUCUAAUGAGUUUCAGUCAGAUAAUAAGCAGUACAAUCAAUCUUCACAGGCGAAUAAAAGGUCUGAUGAUGGCUAUAAUUGGAGGAAAUAUGGACAGAAACAAGUGAAGGGAAGCGAAAAUCCAAGAAGUUAUUACAAAUGUACACAUCCCAGUUGUCCCACAAAGAAAAAGGUGGAGAAAUCUAUAGAUGGACAGAUUACUGAAAUUGUGUAUAAAGGAACUCAUAAUCAUCCUAAACCUCAGUCCACUCGAAGAUCAUCUUCGUCGUCCUCAACAGUAACUUUGGCUUCCUCUGUAGCCAUCCAAUCUUACAAUCAAAUCAAUGAAAUCCCAGAAAAGUUAUAUGGUUCAAAUGGCACAGGACAAAUGGAUUCGGUUGCAACACCGGAGAAUUCUUCAAUUUCUGUAGGGGAUGAAGAUUUCGAGCAGAGUUCUGAUCACAAGAGUAAAUCAGGUGGAGAUCACGAGUUUGAUGAAGAUGAACCUGUGGCUAAAAGAUGGAAAAUCGAAAAUGAAAGUGAAGGGAUUUCAGCAGCAGGGACAGGGAGUAACACAGUUAGAGAACCAAGAGUUGUAGUUCAAACUAUAAGCGAUAUAGAUAUACUUGAUGAUGGGUACAGAUGGAGAAAGUAUGGCCAAAAGGUGGUGAAGGGCAAUCCAAAUCCAAGGAGUUAUUACAAGUGCACGAGUCAGGGUUGCAAUGUAAGAAAACACGUGGAGCGAGCAUCUCAAGACCUGAGGGCAGUAAUAACAACCUACGAGGGGAAGCACAACCACAACGUGCCAGCUGCUCGGGGUAGUGGAAACAACGCCCUUAACAGGCCGGUUCCACAUAACACUAACAACAAUGCAGCCAUGACGAUUAUGCCAUCGUCAAUGCCUCAUCCCUCGAAUUAUCCAAUGUCAAUUCGCAGCAGCAUUAGGCCAUCAUCAGCCGAAGCUCAAGCCCCUCAUACACUAGAGAUGUUGCAGAAUCCCGGGGGCUAUGAAUUUUCGGGAUAUGGAAAUUCAAUGAACCCUACAUUCUCUCGAGCUAAAGAAGAGGCUAGAGACGACACGUUCUUGGAGUCGUUGCUGUGCUGA